CAAAAUUAACCAGAAAAUUCCUCAGCAUCUGACUUAUUAUCAUACCAAGUGGUCUCCCAGUCAGGAUUCAUCAGAACCUGCCUCUCAGCCCUGCUGGGAAAAAAAGAGGAGGAGGAAUAUAAAGAGCUCAAGAGUAAUUUACAGAUUAGAGGACCUGGAGAAAGGAGAGGAGUAGAAGCAGUGUGACUGACUGGUGAAAAUGAUUCUCUUCAUUACCUUGAUGAUGACGUCUCACUGUUUUUUGAAUGGAGCCUCAGCAGAAAACAUGGGAUUGGAGAGGAUAAAGAAAUGUAGCACCAAGUGUUCUCAGGGCCUUGGCUGCAAGACCAAACCAGAUCAAUUGUUCCCUCCUCCGUGUCAGAACCCUGCUGCAGAUCUCAACGCAUCCCCCGUGUUUCACAACGUCAGCCUCUCCACAGUCAUGAGUUGUGAAGGGAGGCAGAAGUGCUCGCUUCACCUCAGAAUCAAAACUGUAUUACAACUCACUGAAUCUAUCCAUGGUAUGACCAUCUGCACAGAAACAGCAGGGAUGUUUACCCACUGCCGAAUCCUCAGUUUUCAAAAAGCAUCUAGAGAGAGCAUGUCUGGACAGCAGGUGGAGGUUGAGGAUGAUUGUACUGACAUUGCGCCGAACCAACAAGUACAAAUAAUAUUGAAAACGUUUCCGGACUACUGUGACAUAACAUGGACUGGCACCUAUGAUGCUCCAAAAUGCAACAAUGAAGAUUUGAGAAGACAUGUCUCACAAUGCAUCACUGGAAGGCUUUCAUAUGAUGUAAACCCAGAGAAGAAGGAGCUGAGUGUCAAUGUGACAGACAUGCUUGAAAAUCACGACUACCACCUCCGCCUGUGCCAUAAGCAUUUCAUCUGUGCUGGCACAGGGGCCAAUGCCCUGAUAAAGAAGGAGGAACUUGUGAAGAGAGCCACCCUCCCGUAUUCCAGACCUUUGCCCUGCCUCUGCAUUGAGGGAUGGUCUGCUAUGAUCGAUGCCCACAGAGUCCGAGUGUGCCCGUUCAAAGACCGUCUGGAGGAGCUGUGGCUUGGAAUUAAUUUUGACCCACUGGAGGAGGUGCUAUCAUGGGAGCCUGCUUGUCCAGUUGCUGCUGCAGUGGCUUUGUGUCAAAAAAGAGAAGAUGGCAUCUGUGAAGAUCUGCCCCUAUCCUCACAGAAUGUUAGCAGAGAGAAGGUAACAUUUACCAAAGUGGAUCCACACCCUCAACUCUGCAUGAAGUUCACUGCAGGCUCUCAGUCCUGGAUCAGGUGCCCCUUUGUUGAUGGGAGAUUUCAAGCACUGGAGGUGGCCGUGAAAAUACAACAGGGUCACAGAGAGGUGAAGAUGUUGUCACAGAUCAAUGCGACUUUCUCUGUGGGCCUGUGUGUGAAGUCUGCAACGUCUCCCAUGUGCCAGACUACUGAGACACACUACCUGCGUUUGGAGAAACAUAAAUCUGUUGGCCUAAACCUGACAGGGGAACUAUGCAAAGGCAACGCUUGCCUCCGGAUAAAGAGGGUCGAUGUGAAGUAUGCUGCCACAGACAUGCAUUGUUUUGACAAAUGCGAUCAAUCAUUUCUCAUGCUUCCUGCCACCAAACAAGGCACUUGGGCCUUGACCUGGGUCAUUGUGCCUAUUGGUAUUUGCCUGUCUGCCAUAAUAACUGUCGCCCUGGUGCUGCACGUAAUGUUAACCGUGUAUCAGAGGAGGAAGGAAAGGGGAAAUGGAGGCUACUGUACCUCUGAAAAGCAAACAGAUUCGGCUCUUAUCUGUGUGGUCCCUACAAUACAAACUCAUCCUGCUCAUCUCGGAGGGGUCAUCAGCGCUCAUUCACCCCAGCAUGGACAUACAGAGAAAGCCAACUUACUCUCUCAUUGACCAAAAGAAUAGUGCUCUGGUCAAAGGCAUUACCACCAAAGUGCAUUGUAAAACUGUGCAGUGUAAAAUGUUACACAAACCAAAUAGAGUUCUCUGCUGAAUAGAGUAUGAGAUGUUGUCACAGAUAUUUCAAAUUGUAUGUUUGUUACUGUUGCUGUUUAUGUAUUCUUUGUGAAAACUAACAUUUAUACUGUCAUUUUUGUAUGUUAAAAUAUUAGCUUCUGUCCUGAAAAGUC
Molecule: messenger RNA, 2106 nt
Organism: Scomber scombrus (Atlantic mackerel)
Lineage: Eukaryota; Metazoa; Chordata; Actinopteri; Scombriformes; Scombridae
Gene: il17rel
Product: interleukin 17 receptor E-like
Exons: 18
Coding region: 200-1870 (556 amino acids)
Molecular function (GO): interleukin-17 receptor activity
Source: RefSeq, a predicted model, not a curated record